GGCAUGUCAGGUUUUUUUUACUUCCUUGCUUCAGGAUAAUCUCCUGUUUGGGAUAACGUCAGCUCUGUAGCUACACAACAUCACAUCUCUGGGUUUAUAAUAAACCAGACCCAUAAACCAGAGUUGUGAUGCCAAACUUAUAAGCUCUUUUACCUAGUGUUUGGGCUCUUAGCUAACUCUAUCACAUGACAGGCUGAAAUGCGUGCUGCUACUGCUGGUUUUGGUGUGUGUGUUCCUGUGGUGUCAGGCUGCUUCUGUACAUUGUUUCUUCUGGUUCCGUUGGUUACUGAGCUAAACCAGAGACACAGGACUGGUUCUGUGUCAUUUACCUUCUGCAUUUUGUAUAAAUUAAGCUGAUAUAUUAAACUUAAAAGUGGUAACACUGCACUAGUAACUAUAUGAUCAGUAUGACAUGCUCACUACGACUGGAUUCAGUGGCUUUUACUAAGCGGGGCAGUGACAUGGCUGCUGAUGACAAGUCCACCUCCUCCUCGUCCUUGCAGGACUGGAGCACCAAGCCGCCCCUGUCACCUGCCAGUCCCUCCCACCUGACGCAUUUUAAACCCCUCACUCCCGAUCAGGAGGAGCCCCCUCUACGCUCUGCCUACAGCUCAUUGGUCAGCCUCUUUCGCUUCAGCAAAGAAAAGUCAGGUGCAAUCAAUGCACCAGCAAAAAAGCUUGAUGAUGGGCGGCCUUCAUCUUCUACAACUGAAAAGAGCGCAUCUGCUGCAGCUUCACCACAAGGGGAGCGCAGGAACUGGUCCAGCCCUUCCCUCUCUGCUCCUCACAGCUCUACAACACACAGGAAACAUUCAGACAUGGUCAGACGAACAUCUACUGCCUCAGAGGGACGACGGAAAUCAGAAACUCCUCUUGGUAGCCACGACCCUCGCACUGCAGUCCAGCUUCGUACUGCACUCAAGAGAUUGAAGGAGAUAAUGGAGGGAAAGAGCCAGGACAGCGAUUUAAAGCAGUACUGGAUGCCGGACAGCCAGUGUAAGGAAUGCUACGACUGCAACGAGAAGUUCACCACCUUCCGCCGGCGCCACCACUGCCGCCUGUGUGGCCAGAUCUUCUGCAGCCGCUGCUGUAACCAGGAGAUCCCUGGCAAGUUCAUGGGCUACACGGGUGAUUUGCGGGCGUGUACGUACUGUCGUAAGAUCGCUCUGAGCUACGCUCACUCAGCAGACUCGGGCAGUAUUGGAGAAGAUCUGACUGCUCUGUCUGACUCGCCCUGCUCUGUGUGUUUACUGGAGCCCACCGAGCCACGGACGCCUGUGGGCGGACGCAAGGCCAGCCGCAACAUCUUCCUGGAAGAGGACAUCACCUGGCAAAGAAAAACUCCCAUUGGGAUGAGGAAGAAUUUGAUCCAUCAGGAGUCUCAAAAUAGUGGCCUCAGCUCAAGACUGUCUGCUGUGCAGGAGGAUUUGGGCAAAUCACCUGCAAGAAAGAGGUCAGCUAGUGUGACCAACUUGUCUCUGGACCGUUCUGGCUCCAUGGUUCCCCCCUACGAGAAUUCUGUGAGCCCCCAGACCAGCAGAGUUGUGCCCAAGCCUGACCACAGCGAAGAGGAGCGCAAGAUCCUUCUGGAUUCAUCUCAGUUAAAAGACCUAUGGAAGAAAAUCUGCCACAGCAACACUGGGAUGGAGUUCCAGGACCACCGUUACUGGUUACGUACCUACCCCAACUGCAUUGUGGGUAAAGAGCUAGUUAACUGGCUCUUGAGGAAUGGUACAAUCUCUACAAGGGCUCAGGCCAUAGCUAUCGGACAGGCUCUGGUUGAUGGCCGCUGGCUGGACUGUGUUACUCAUCAUGAUCAGUUUUUCCGGGAUGAGUACGCUCUAUAUCGCCCUCUUCAGAGCACAGAGUUCUCUGAGACUCCAUCUCCAGACAGUGACAGUGUGAACUCACUGGAGGGCCACUCUGAACCAUCGUGGUUCAAAGACAUCAAAUUUGAUGAUAGUGACACCGAGCAGCUGGCUGAUGAUAAUGACUACAUAACACCAAAUUCAGCCAGCCCCAGUAAAAGAACAUCGGUCAGCAGUUUCCAGUCUGCGGUGGACAGCGACUCUGCUGCUUCCAUCAACCUGAAUAUGGAACAGGACAAUGUCAACUACCACAUCAAGAAGCAGCCCAAGUACCCUCACGUGCCUCCCCACCCAGCCGAACAGAAAAGUAUGGAGCACCCUGACCCGUUUGCCCCCGACCCCGACUUCCAGGCACCAACUGAGUUCCUGGUCACAGAGGAUGGAGGUCAGCAUAUAUCCAUCAGUGAUGCCUUCAUUAAAGAGUCUCUGUUUAAUCGGCGUGUAGAGGAGAAGCCUAAAGAGAUGCUCUUCACUCCAUUGGGAUGGCACCACAGCUCCCUCGACCAGCUGAGAGAGGAGAAUGGAGAGAAGAAAGCCAUGGAGAGACUUCUCUCUGCCAACCACAGCCAUAUGAUGGCUCUUCUGCAGCAGCUGCUCUACAGUGAGUCGCUGUCUCUCUCUUGGCGGGACAUUAUCGUACCCGUGGUUCGGCAGGUGGUUCAGACGGUGCGGCCAGAUGUUCGCAGCUGUGAUGACGACAUGGACAUUCGCCAGCUCGUCCACAUCAAAAAGAUUCCAGGAGGAAAGAAGUUUGACUCUGUUGUGGUCAAUGGAUUUGUUUGCACUAAAAACAUUGCCCACAAAAAGAUGAAUUCUUACAUCAAGAACCCCAAGAUCCUCCUGCUCAAGUGUUCCAUUGAGUAUCUUUAUAGAGAAGAGACCAAGUUCACUUGUAUUGACCCAAUAGUGCUGCAGGAACGGGAGUUUCUGAAGAACUAUGUGCAGCGGAUUGUAGACGUACGGCCCAACCUAGUGCUGGUGGAGAAGACUGUGUCCCGCAUUGCUCAGGACAUGCUGCUGGAACAUGGCAUCACACUGGUUAUCAAUGUCAAACCUCAAGUGCUGGAUCGAGUGAGUCGAAUGACUCAAGGUGAUUUGGUCAUGUCUAUGGAUCAGCUUCUGACCAAACCUCGCCUGGGUACCUGCCACAAGUUCUACCUUCACUCCUUCCAGCUGCCUAACAAUGAGCUGAAGACCCUGAUGUUCUUCGAGGGAUGUCCUCCUCAGCUGGGCUGUACCAUCAAGCUCCGUGGUGCAUCAGAGUACGAACUGGCCCGAGUGAAAGAGAUCAUAACGAUGAUGGUGUGUGUGGCUUAUCACUCCCAGUUAGAAAUCUCCUUCCUUAUGGAUGAAUUUGCCAUGCCCCCCAGCCUGUCUAAGAGCACCUCCUUCCCCUGCCUGCUGGAGAGCGCUGCGGGGGAAGAGGAGAAUGAGGCAGAGCGAGACUUACAAGGUACUGGAUCUGGACUGGGAGAGGAUCGUGGACGUUUCCUAUCAGACACUGACAUUGAACCUGGGCUUCAGAAUAUUAUGAAAAGCCACAGUAGGCAAACGUCUAUCUCUGAAUCCUCACUGAAGGAUGGAGAAAGCCCUAAAGUGAGUAGAAGCGAUCCAUGUGAAUCACCACUUGGAGGAGUGACUGAGGAGAUCAAGACCUCCACCCCCGUAUCCUGUUCCACAAACCAACCACCACCCGUAUCCCCACCUUAUCUUAUCUCUGACCUGGAGGAGAUUGCAGAAGAGGAGGUGAAGGAACCAUUGCAUGCUGAAGAAAAUGGAGAUGAUGAAGGUACAAUGCAGGAGGAGAGCGCUGGUUCUGAGAUAUCACUUCCUCCAGCGCGGCUCUUCAGAGACCCACUUCAGGAUGACACUGGCCUCUUUGUGGCUGAGCAGGUGACCUCAGCAGACGAUCACUUAAAGUCAAUCUCAGCCUGCUUCAAGCAGGAGCUGAAGGACAUCAUCUUGUGCAUCUCACCUUUUGUGACCUUCCGUGAACCAUUUCUUCUGACUCCAGCCGGCCUGCGUUGUCCCAGUCGUGAUUAUUUCCCAGAGAACAUCUACCUGUCGCCACUCCUCAACAAGGAAUUCAAGGAGUUGGAUGGCCGCCGCAAGAAGCUCCUCCUAAAAGAGACCGCUCCACCCACCGGGUCUCUGACCAAUGGGAUGGCAUCCCAGCAACGGCAUACCCAGGUGCUGCCCUCUCACAUGCUCACCACAGCCUGCAUUGUGGAGCCCUUGGCCUGUAGUAAUGAUCUGGCUCGCAUGCUGGCCGACUACCGCGCCCAAGGAGGACGUAUCCGGCAGCGAGACGUGGACCCCUUCGCCAGUCCCCCACCAACAAAAGCACCCGUUAAAGCAGACAGUGAGGAGGAGAAGGGACCAGGACAGAGUGAAAUGGCCUGGGCCACCAAGCUGGAUUGCCUAAAUCCAAUAAAUCAUCAGCGACUGUGUGUGCUGUUCAGCAGCUCCUCUACACAGUCUAACAAUGCUCCGAAUCACUGCGUCAGUCCGUGGAUUGUGACGAUGGAGUUUUAUGGAAAGAAUGACUUGACGCUUGGCAUAUUUCUGGAAAGAUACUGUUUUAGGCCUUCUUACCAAUGCCCCAGCAUGUAUUGCGAGACUCCUAUGGUCCACCAUGUCCGGCGUUUUGUGCACGGAAACGGUUGUGUCCAAAUCGUUCUAAAGGAGUUGGAUUCACCUGUGCCUGGAUACCAGCACACUAUCCUCAAUUAUUCCUGGUGCCGAAUCUGCAAGCAGGUGACUCCAGUGGUCCCCUUGUCUAAUGACUCGUGGUCGAUGUCCUUCGCCAAGUAUCUGGAGCUGCGCUUCUACGGCCACCAGUACACUCGCCGUGCCAACGCUGAGCCCUGCGGCCACUCCAUUCACAAAGACUACCACCAGUAUUUCUCCUACAACCAGAUGGUAGCCUCAUUCAGUCAUAUUCCAGUGAGGCUGUUUGAGAUAUGCCUGCCUCCUCCUAAAAUCUUGAUCAGAAACCAAGGCCCCUGCAAGACCAGUCUACAACAGGACCUCAAAGAUUUCUCUCAGAAGGUGAGCCAGGUUUACGCAGCAAUAGAUGACCGCCUCACCUCCCUAAAGACAGACACGUUUAGCAAAACCCGCGAGGAGAAAAUGGAGGACCUGUUUGCACAGAAGGAUAUGGAGGAGGCAGAGUUGCGCAACUGUAUAGAGAAACUGCAGGUGCGACUGCAGGGCAGUGGGGUGGAAACUCCUCAGCAGCUGCAGGCUCUUCUGGAGUCUGUGGUGGUGAGAAAGCAGGGCCUGUGUGAGACACUGCAGUGUUGGAACAGCAAAUUGCAGGAUCUGUUCCAGUUGGAGAAAGGCAGAAAGCGCAUGUCUGUUCCACCCAGCCCUGGCAGACCACAUAGACAGACCAUCAGUGAUGACAGCAAGACAAGUGUUCUGGAGUCCUCCCCUCGCAAUCCCUCCCCCGUGGUACAGAACGGUGAGAAAGUGCCAGAGGACCGCCACCUCAACACACUGCCUUCAGGCUCUGGAUCCUCCUCCCUACUGCAGCUUCCGUCCCCAGCAGAGCAGGGUUCUGAGCCUCUAACCCCUGGACCUUCAUUCCCUGAUCAGGACUCGAUCAGCAUCCCUGAAGAUGUGUUUGAUGGACACCUAUUGGGCUCCAAUGACAGUCAAGUGAAGGAGAAGACCACCAUGAAAACCAUUCUGGCCAAUCUGUUACCAGGAAACAGUUACAACCCCAUUCCUCUACCUUUUGACCCAGACAAGCACUAUCUGAUGUAUGAGCAUGAACGAGUUCCUAUUGCGGUGUGUGAGCGGGAGCCCAGCUCCAUCAUUGCCUUUGCUCUCAGCUGUAAAGAAUACAAAAAUGCUCUUGAAGAGCUUUCAAAGACUACGCUUAAAGCUUCUGGGGAGGACAGUUCACAAACAAUCAGUUCUGGAGAGAGCAGGGUGAGAAACAGUCCAGCUAAAGCCGGCGAGGUCAGCACGUCUCAGCUGGGCCGCGGCAGUGUAGAUGCAGACCCUCUCAAGGAGCCUGAGACUGGUGACAAACAGAAAAAGCAGUCUGGCAACCCACACAUUGAACUGCAGUUCUCAGACGCCAGUGCUAAGUUCUACUGCCGCAUUUACUACGCAGAGGAAUUCCAUAAGAUGCGGGAGGAGGUGAUGGAGAGCACAGAGGAAGACUUUGUUCGUUCACUCUCUCACUGUGUGAACUGGCAGGCACGAGGCGGCAAGUCUGGAGCCGUCUUUUACGCCACUGAAGAUGACCGGUUUAUCCUGAAGCAGAUGCCCAGGUUAGAGGUGCAGUCUUUCCUGGACUUCGCCCCAAACUAUUUUACAUACAUCACUGGGGCUGUCCAGCAGAAGAGACCUACAGCACUGGCCAAGAUUCUGGGAGUCUACCGAAUCGGCUACAAGAACUCUCAGAACAACACAGAGAAGAAACUAGACCUGCUAGUAAUGGAGAAUCUCUUCUACGGACGAAAGAUGGCUCAGGUGUUUGACCUGAAGGGCUCUCUGAGGAACCGGAAUGUAAAGACGGAUCAGGGUAAGGAGAGCUGUGAGGUGGUGCUGCUGGAUGAGAACCUCCUGAAACUGGUGCAUGAUAACCCGCUCUACAUCCGCUCCCACUGCAAGGCCAUCCUGAGAGCUGCUAUUCACAGCGACGCUUAUUUCCUCUCCAGUCACCUCAUUAUCGACUACUCGCUGCUGGUGGGCCGAGAUGACUCCACUGAUCAGCUGGUUGUGGGGAUAAUUGAUUACAUUCGAACGUUUACAUGGGACAAAAAACUGGAGAUGGUGGUGAAGUCCACGGGGAUACUCGGCGGACAAGGUAAAAUGCCCACGGUGGUGUCUCCAGAGCUGUACCGCGCUCGCUUCUGUGAGGCCAUGGACAAAUACUUCCUCAUGGUUCCUGACCACUGGACAGCACUGGGGGUGAACUGCUGAGCUCUGCUCCUGAGGAGAGCUGGACCUACACUAGCUGCUACUGUUAAAGACCAUAAUCAUCCACACGGACUACAAAAAGCUUUUAACAGCACAUCCUGCUUCAGUCAACAGAAGAUAUAAAAGCACACUGGAUGCGUUCAGGCCUUCUGAGGAGCUCCUCCAGUGUACAUUCCACUCUUCCAGUAGAGAGAUUUUAAUCCACAGGCACACGCAAACACAGCAGGUGACCUCCACCUGCCACGCUGUGCACUUUUCACAUUACUUGAAGUGCCAAGACAAAAGGUCACUGGGUUUUAGUACGACCCAUAAGGAUUAUCGCACUGAAACAAAUCGCUAUAAAAUGCUAGAUCCCUAUGAUUAACUGUGUUUACGUAUUUAUAUAUGUAUAUUAAUAAUCUGGCAAUGUAAAAGUUUCUCAGAAAUGUACAGAGAUUAUGUAAUUAAAGAUUAUUAACACUU
Messenger RNA from Astyanax mexicanus (Mexican tetra), 7268 nucleotides. It is a transcript of the gene pikfyve, whose product is annotated as phosphoinositide kinase, FYVE finger containing. The transcript has 43 exons. The record is from RefSeq and is a predicted model, not a curated record. Bases 399 to 6809 code for a protein of 2136 amino acids. Gene Ontology annotation, biological process: intracellular signal transduction; phosphatidylinositol metabolic process. Lineage: Eukaryota; Metazoa; Chordata; Actinopteri; Characiformes; Acestrorhamphidae. Gene Ontology annotation, molecular function: metal ion binding; ATP binding; 1-phosphatidylinositol-3-phosphate 5-kinase activity.